GUCAGCAGACGGCGAUGUGCGUCUUUCAGGCGACGCUGCCAGCGUGACGUAUAAUCUAGUGGACGGUUCUUCAUAAACAGCUCGUCAACCACCUCGGUAGCUUGCUAGCCAACAUAACCGAAAGAUUCAAGCUAUUUAUACGCUUUUGGUGUAUAUUACCUACUGUGUUUUAGACACACUUCUGUCGUAUCUACUUGUUAACCUAUUUAAUUUAAUAUUACGUUAUUUUGUAUUAGUCAGCUAUAGUAGCUGGCUGGUUAAGUUAGCACUAGCCUAGUCCCUAAUGAUAGCUAGCUAGCUAACAUCCCCGAACAUGAGCUCAGUAAGCUUCUCCCCUCUUGUUAAAGAAGAGGAGGUCUGCUGGACGGAGAAAGAAGCUCUGGGGCUGAACAUUGUCGUGAAAGAGGAGAAGGAAGAAGAGGAUGUCACAGUAAAACAAGAAGUAGAGGGUGAUGCUGUUACAGUGAAAGAAGAAGAGAAAGACGCGUUCAGAGUUUAUGGAGUGAAAGAGGAGGAGGAUUUUUCUGUGAAAGAAAAGGAGGAAGAUGAAGUUUUUGGAGUGGAGGAUGAAGAGGGGGAGAUUACUGUCACAUUAGAGGAGGAUGAAGAACAGAGGACUGGAGAUCUGAUUAACACCAGUAAAUACAGAGAGAGAUGUGACUGUCGUGGAUCCUCUGGGGAGCCUCAACAACCUCAUGAUGCUGACAAGGCAGAGAAGAUUCUCUCCACAUCAGAACACCUCCAGAAACACCAGCAGAGAACCACAGGGAAGAAAUCUCACUGCUGCUCUGACUGUGGGAAAUGUUGCAAAUCUUCAUCAGAACUUAAAAUACACCAGAGAACACACACAGGAGAGAACCCUUAUAGCUGUGAUCAAUGUGGGAAGACUUUUACUACAUCUAGCCAACUAACUGUACACCAGAGAACACACACAGGAGAGAAACCAUAUAGCUGUGAUCAAUGUGGGAAGAGUUUUGCUAAAUCUAGCCAUCUGACUGCACACCAGAGAACACACACAGGAGAGAAAUCUUAUACCUGUGAUCAAUGUGGGAAGAGUUUUGCUAAAUCUAGCAAUCUGACUACACACCAGAGAACACACACAGGAGAGAAACCAUAUACCUGUGAUCAAUGUAGGAUGAGUUUUUCUACAUCUAGCAAUCUAACUAACCACCAUAGAACACACACAGGAGAUAAUCCGUGCUGUGAUCAAUGUGGGAAGAGUUUUUGUACUCCUAGGUAUCUAACUAUACACCAGAGAACACACACAGGAGAGAAACCUUAUAGCUGUGAUCAAUGUAGGAAAAGUUUUUCUUCUUCUAGCUAUCUAACUAUACACCAUAGAAUACACACCGGAGAGAAACCUUUUAGCUGUGAUCAUUGUGGGAAGAGUUUUUCUUCUUCUCGCUAUCUAACUAUACACCAUAGAACACACACAGGAGAGAAACCAUAUAGCUGUGAUCGAUGUGGGAAGAGUUUUACUCAGCCAAACAGCCUGAAUAUACACAAGCGGACAAACACAGGGGAAGAGAUACUCUGAUAAAAGAUCUCUGAUUAAACAUAAAAUACAUCAAGGAGUUGUUUCAUGAUAUCAAUGAAAUAAUGUCACAAUGUAGAAUGUUUUAAUGAUGUCACAAUGUAGAACGUUUUAACAUUGUAGUAGGAGUAUUUUAAUGAUGUCACAAUGUAGAAGCCUAAACAUUUGUCCCUGUUACACUUCCCACGUUGGUGACCCACUUGAAUCAAAAUGCAACACUUCAAAAUGUAGCAAACUGUUUUCUACAAAUUGUCCUCUAACCAGGGAUGUACACAUUACUCCCAGAUUCUGUGUGGUUUUUGAGCUAUUCGUUUUAACAGGACGUGCAACCUCAUCUCCCUCCUGUUGCACAAAUGAUUUUAGCAUGAAAUUGAUUAGUUAUGACAAAUUAGUGUUGCGUUCCUUUGUUUAGCGACCCCUACAUUUAAAUGCAUUCCAACAUCACGUACAACCUGAUUUCCCCCCUAAUUGAUAUCAGUGAUUUAUUGCUACUUGUCAAAACAACGUUUCUGGAAAUAUGAUUAUUGUGGCAGAUGUUUGUGUAAAUAGCACAUGUUAUGUUUAGGUUUUCAAUUUAUCCCAAACUGUUUCUGCAUAUUGGUUAUUGAUUUGGACAUGUUAAAACUGUGUUUUGACAUUGAGGCUAUCCCACCUAGCACAAUGUAAUUGAAAAGUCGUUGAAAAUAAGACUAUGCAAUCAAAAAAAAAUGUAUAUAUUUUUCUAUUAUACCAUGCCUUACCAUUAAGUUAAUUAUUGCCAAUACAUAUUAACAAAGGGGUGUCCAUUUGGUUUUGAUCAUUCAUAUUUACAAUUCAUGUAACUUUUAGUAAUCAUAAUUAUUUAUGCAAUCAACUGACAAUUUACGGGUAUAAUUAUAUUGACAUUGUUGCCCUUCUUUUAGAAUAGCAGGUUUAAUUCUCAGAUGUGCCAAACCAAAUUUACUAGAGCAUGACAUUGGGGACUGGGGCCCGAUCCAACAACAUGCCUAUCGAGUGAACCCUGAAAAGAGAGAGAAGCUCCGCAGUGAGGUGGAAAGUUACUACGGAAAUUGCAGGAGUUUGAUUGUUCCAAGGGUGGGCAGUCAUAGUUUUGCGUUUAGCCAUUGCGUUGCCAUGGAUCACAAUUUAUUUUGACUGCACGGUUUUCCGUAUUGGAGAUGAGUUUUGUUUGGGCUCGUUCCAAGGGGACGAGAGUUCUAGAAGCUAGUGGGUUUUAGGAAGAGGAGAGUUCUAGAAGAUAGUGAGUUCUAGGAUUCUAUAGAAUGAAAAAGGAGAAAAAAAGAAUACGAUUGUAUAUUAUUAUUUAGAAAUACGUGUUUUUUCUUGAUUUUAAUUGUUGACAGCCAGUAGACACUAUGUUUAUAUUGUAGAAGCAUUGUAGUUGAUUAUGUGAAAUGGAGGUUUUCUGUUUGGGGGUGAGCAAACAUGUCCAACAAAAAUUAUAGGUUUUAUUUGUUGUCUUAAGGGGGAAGGUGUUACAGGCUUUGGUUUUUCCAUUUAUGUUUUGAGGUUGGUCUUUAUCACGUCUAGCUCGUUAGCACGUAGGACGCACCGAUUCGUGUCACCUCGUUAGUCAGUAUGUGUUACACCUGUGCUGGCUUGUCCAUCUCGUUAGUGGGAAGGUGUUUCACCUGAGCUGGUCCAGGUUCUAUUUAAGAGUGUCUGGCCCAUUGCUUCAGUUGUCUUGAUAGAUGUGGAGAGUCAACACCUUUAGUUGCGCCACCUUUUUGGUUUGCUUCUUGUCUUUAAGUUUGGUGUGGGUUUUUCAUUUGUUUGCUUCUUCUUGGGCAGAUUUAGUGGGUCUCAUGGUGGGUGUCUUUUAGGUCCCAGUUGUUGUUACUAGUCAACUUUCAGUGGACACUGAGAGCAAAACUGCAACAUUAUGUUAUAAUACUUUUAUUGCAUCAAAUGGUUGUUUUAUGCAACAGAAUAGAGGGUUCUUAGAACUAUAGUGUCUGUGUGUUCUACUGAGGACGGGCCUCUGGGAGAAAACACUGACAGGAGAUUUACAAUGUCUUUUGGGUGAUAAACCUGAAGAGACCGCAUUCCAGAGCAUGAGUUAAUGUUUCUGUUCUAUAUGGUACCAGGGAGAGAUGACCCCAGGGCCAGACCCUGGUCUCUACACAAAGAGUGCUGUUUUUACAGCAGAUACUGUCUGCUGAGAAUUAUAAGUAUCUUUCAUACAAAUCUUAACCUUGUGACCCGUUCUAUACAUCUGUUGUUCGUCAUGUAGGUUGAAAGGGGUGUAUCUUGGCUAUAGAAGACCUUUGUCCCGUGGGUUGACCAGCCAUCAUUAUCGUAGAGCACUCAAUUGAUUAUCUUUAUAUUUGUACGUUGUA
Messenger RNA from Salvelinus fontinalis (brook trout), 3873 nucleotides. RefSeq names its product zinc finger protein ZFP2-like. NCBI's taxonomy places the organism in Eukaryota, Metazoa, Chordata, Actinopteri, Salmoniformes, Salmonidae. The record is from RefSeq and is a predicted model, not a curated record. The transcript has 2 exons. The coding region runs from base 314 to 1537 and encodes 407 amino acids.